This is a messenger RNA of Erigeron canadensis, 3285 nucleotides long. Its product is annotated as tyrosine-protein kinase JAK1-like. The coding region runs from base 134 to 3070 and encodes 978 amino acids. Gene Ontology annotation, molecular function: ATP binding; transmembrane receptor protein tyrosine kinase activity. Gene Ontology annotation, cellular component: plasma membrane; plasmodesma. The record is from RefSeq and is a predicted model, not a curated record. NCBI's taxonomy places the organism in Eukaryota, Viridiplantae, Streptophyta, Magnoliopsida, Asterales, Asteraceae. Gene Ontology annotation, biological process: protein autophosphorylation. The transcript has 5 exons.
UUCAUUUGUAACUUGACCCAUUGUUGUUCGAUCUGCUUCAUAAAUAAUUUAAUUCGCCUGUGAAUUACUCGAUUGGCGGAAAAAACAACAGCAACAAUAAUUAUAAUAAUAACAAUUACAGAAAUAUAGAAAUAUGGCUUCUAACACAAUCAGCGAGUUUGCUCAUUUGCAAAUCCCACUUCUAGAAAUAGUGAAGGCCACCGAUAACUUUGCUGAUGAAAACAUCAUCGGUAAAGGUGGAUUCGGAAACGUUUACAAAGGUAGGCUUAUGCGAUCUGGCACGUUGAUAAAUAUCUCUGCCCGGAGGUUAGAUCGUAGGUAUGGGCAGGGAGACGUUGAGUUCUGGACGGAGAUUUCUGUGCUUUCUAGUCUCAAGCAUAUAAAUCUAGUCCGCUUAAUCGGGUAUUGUGACGAGAAAAACGAGAAGAUCAUCAUAACCGAGUAUUAUCCCAAGGGAAGCCUCUCCAUGCACCUAACCGACACUACCAACCUCGAUUGGAUUAAAAGAACAGAGAUAUGCUGUGCAAUUGCUGAUGCAAUACAAAACCUCCAUGAGAACAUUGGAGAAAGUUACCAUGUCAUACAUCGUAACAUCAACAGCUCCACAAUUUUAUUAGAUGAUGACUGGAUUCCCAAGUUAUCUGGGUUUGAAUUUUCAAUCAAACAUCAGGUAGAUCGAAAAAAUCAUGUUUUUCGCUGUGAAGCUAUUGGGACAAAAGGGUAUAUGGACCCGGAAAUUCAAAAGACCGGAGGUGUUACACACAAGUCCGAUAUCUACGCGUUGGGCGUUGUUUUAUUUGAAGUCAUGUGCGGCAGAAAAGCAUUCGAUCCAAAAGCUGAUGAUGCUGAUAUGUUUCUAGGACCAUUGGCUAGAUUUCAUUACGAAAAUGAUACACUGCAAGAUAUAGUCAAUCCCGAUUUAUGGGAUCGAAUGGAUCCAGAGUCAAUUGAUCCGUUCGCAUCAGCGGCAUACCAUUGCUUACAUGAAGAGCGAACACAAAGAUCAGAUGCGAAAUUAGUUAUGAAGCGACUUAAAGUAGCACAUUCUUUUGCAUUGCCAAAUAGACCUGAGGAUUAUGGUGAAGAUUUCUCCCACAUCACAAUCAGAGGAUAUAAAGAAAAGCCACCAUAUCCAUGGAAGGUAAAAGGCUUCGGACACUUGAGAAUAAGCCUCACAGACAUACUUUUGGGCGCCAAUAAUUUCUCACCAAAAAAUUUGUUCAGAAACAGUAAGGAGAUGCAUGAAUAUUGUGGAGAAGUUGAAUGUUUUGAUAGAGAAAAUAUGUUGUCCAUAGAAGAGAUGACCAAAAAUAAAAUACCGAAGAGAUUAUACACGGUAAAUUUUAAAAGACUUGAUACUCGAACACAAAUCUUCAAUACAGAAAUUGAAAUUCUUAGCAGUUGUAAACAUCACAACAUAGAAACAUUUCUUGGAUUUUGUGACGAAGGUCCUGAAAUGAUACUUGUUUUUGAGUUCUUCCGUUUUGAUACACUUCACAGUCGGUUGGAACAACUUCUUCCUAUAUGGGAAAAACGUUUGAAAAUAUGUCUUGAGAUUGCACACGGAUUGAAUUACAUUCAUAAUGAGAUGAAGGACCAAAAGAUGGUAAUACACUGUGACAUAAGUAGUGAAAACAUUUUAUUAGGCGUCAAUGAGGAGGUAAAGAUUACUAGAUUUCGAGAUUCAUUGCUCGUGCCUCUGAAGCAGGCUGGUGACACUCUAUAUAUCGAGAAUACAAAUCCUCACUUCGAUCCUUAUAUGGAUCCUGAAUAUGCUAAGACUGGAAAGAUAAAAAGAGAGUCAGAUGUAUAUAGCUUUGGAGUAGUUAUGCUUGAAAUCAUAUGCGGGAAGUCUAUCAAGUUGUUAACUAAGGUUAAUGACGGUCAAGAACGUGAACUAUUGUCCCAGUUGGUGCGACAAUUGUUCGACAAGGGAAUAAUGAAGAAAAAGAUAACUUCUGUACUUACGGGGGAGAAUGGAGAUGACAAGUUUUAUCUAAAUAAAGGACCCAAUGAAGAUUCUUUAGAAACAUUUUUAACAAUUGCAUGUCGGUGUUUGGCGGAAACACAAAACGAGCGUCCAACAAUGAAAGUCGUGGUCGAAGAACUCAAGAAAGCAUUAUCAUAUCAUGUAAACAAUAAGGAUAACUUCCGGAUGUCACUUGAGGAAAUAAAAUUGGCCACGAAUAACUUCAGUGGUGACAACGUCAUUGGAGGAGGAGGUUUUGGGAAGGUAUACAAAGGCGAAGUUGCACACAGACAUGGAAAUGGGAAUUAUACCAUAGUCACAAAGCGGUUAGAUACAAGUCAAGGUCAAGGGGAACAACAAUAUUACAAUGAGCUACAAAUACUCUACGAGUAUAAGCAUGAGAAUGUCAUCGGUCUUGUAGGCUACAACGAUGAAACAUGCGAAAAAAUCAUUGUUUAUGAGCAUGCGUGUAAGGGAAGCCUUGACAAGUAUCUGAAUGACACUAGUCUUACAUGGAGGAAUCGACUUAUGAUAUGCAUUGAUUUUGCAACCGGGUUGGAUUUCCUUCAUGGAGGCAUUCAUGGAAAAGAGGUUGUGAUACAUAGGGACAUCAAAGCUGCUAAUAUUUUAUUGUUUGAUGAAUGGAAGGCGAAAAUUGGUGAUUUUGGGCUUUCUAUCAUAAGCACGGUAAAUGAACAAACAGACUAUGUCAUUGAUCAUGCUUGUGGCACACGGGGCUACUUGGACCCGUUGUACUUAAAAUCGGGUUUCUUAACAAUAGAAUCCGACAUUUAUUCAUUUGGUGUGGUUUUGUUUGAGAUCUUGUGUGGGAGAUCAACGUUUGAAAUUCGCAAAUAUGAGGGUCGAUAUCUACCGAGUUUCAUGAAGCACAAAUUUGAAGAAGGGAAACAAGACGAGGUUGUAUUUGAGGCUUUAAAGAAAGAAAUCAUGCCAAAAUCAUUAACAACAUUUCAAAACAUUGCCUAUCAAUGCUUAGAUGAGGAUAGAGAAAAAAGACCAAGGGCGAAACAAGUUUUAGCACAACUUAAGAAGGCAUUAGCAUUUCAUGAAGAUGCAAACAUAGGAGCAGAAACGAGCUAAACAAAAAAUGAAGAAACUGUUUCUGGAUGUCAACAACUCUCGAUAACUACUAAGUUUAACAAGCAUAACGGUCAUGGGAAUUAUGUAAUGUAAUUUUAUUGAAUGUUUUAAAUCUUGUGCUUUUUCUUUUGGUUCAAUUGGGUAAUUGUAAUCUUAGUUUUGUAGAACCCAUGUUAUUUGUGUUUACAUGAUUUUUAAGUAGUGAUUCCUUGACU